Molecule: messenger RNA, 834 nt
Organism: Zychaea mexicana
Lineage: Eukaryota; Fungi; Mucoromycota; Mucoromycetes; Mucorales; Lichtheimiaceae
Exons: 2
Coding region: 1-834 (277 amino acids)
Source: RefSeq, a predicted model, not a curated record
AUGUACUCCCCUGUGGACAUCUUUCCACCCGACCUUCUGCGUUCCAUGCAUACUUGUAUCGUCAGUUCCUACAGUCGUCACACUUUCAACCCAGAAAUUCUUUGCCAGGUCGCGGCCAUCAUUCAAGGAUAUACAGAUGACCAAAUUGACGAAGAAAAAGCAAAAAUUGACCUACUUAACUGCGCUCAUAACGCCGAAUCAAACGAAAGGGCCACGAUUAAUGCUGUUGUUGUAUUGAUAUCCAAUUUGUACGAUUGUGAGGUGAAAACACUCUCGGAAGCGCAUCUGAUAGCCAGUUAUAUUCAUCCAUUUGUGCAUGGUCUCUUGUUAUGUAAAAUGCCAAUGGCAAUCGCUCAUUGCUCAAAUAUUGUGCCUGAUGAAAGACCUGGCAGCAACAACCAUCUGGAUUACAAAGUGGAUAUUUACGCGCCAGGCUACAAAUACAACUAUACAAACCUGUAUGUCAAUGACUUCUAUCACACGGCCAUUUUCACCAAAGAUGCCCUGGACAUCUUCCAUCUGCGGCAGUCACUUGCAUUUCAGGCGAUUGGAAAGACGAUCACCUUCUUUGUCAUGUCUCUCACACAUCCUCAGCUGUACACCUUCACCGAAUUGGCUCACGUCCAGAUACCCACAAAGAAAUCAGACCUCUUAAAUCUCAUGGGACAUUUACACAAUCUGGCUUUCAUCUCCUCCAUCCACAAGAAUGAUUGUGUACCAUUGAGAUCAAGUCUGGACGAUUUUCACUGUGAGACCCUGUCUACCGCCUAUGUGAAAGGUCGCCAAGUGAAACUGUCGCCCAAGAAACGAUCCUUUGCGCUGACCAUGGAUUAG